Messenger RNA from Prorocentrum cordatum, 357 nucleotides. The record is from the annotation of a GenBank genome assembly. NCBI's taxonomy places the organism in Eukaryota, Dinophyceae, Prorocentrales, Prorocentraceae.
AUGGAACACGUGAAACAGUUCUUCGACGCCCUCGCCCACCACAGCGAGAAGGAACGAAUCCGGUCUGGCAGCCCGCGGCGUCCAAGAAAUCAGCACGAGGUCGACAUCCACGGCUUCGUGCAGGGCUGCAUGAGGCUCAGGGGUGCCGCCACCAGCUUCGACCUGCAGCUGGUCAUCCUGGAGAUUAAGGAGAUGGGCGCGGCGAGCCACAUGUUCCUCAACGAUAUCCACAAGCGUGUCAGGAGGCUGGAGGCCAAGGAGCUCUCACCCCAUGCCCAGGGGCCCGAGAUAAUGCGUAAGGUCAGCACGAUGAGCUCCGUGAGCGCCGCGGCUGGCGCUCCCGACUGCCUGUCCUGA